Molecule: messenger RNA, 2232 nt
Organism: Adineta steineri
Lineage: Eukaryota; Metazoa; Rotifera; Eurotatoria; Adinetida; Adinetidae
Source: the annotation of a GenBank genome assembly
AUGUUUAAGAUUAAAAGAAAAUCUCAAGUUCCAUCAUUAAGUAGUGUUAAUCGUACGACAACAUUAUUUACAUUUUCUUCUUUUUCUUCUUCAUCUUCUACUCCUACAACAACACCCUAUCAUCGUAAUAAUGGUUCAUCAUCGUUCUCUUCACUAUGUAACAAUAUUACCAAGGAUCAAUCAUCAAAAUCUGAUAAAAUUCGCCGUCAACAACAACAACAAAGAAAUGAACAAAUCAUCAAUAAUACUCGAUCACCACGUUCCAAACAAUUUCUUGCUUAUUUCCGUUGUUGCUGUUAUCAUUUAUGUUCGUUCACAUGUGAAUGUUCCAUUCCAUCUAAUACAAAUCAAAAUCGCUAUGCUUCAUCAAUAUUUACUCGACAAAUUCGUUCGAGUUCAUCAUCAAUCAAUUCAUCCUAUUAUCGUCAUCAUUUACGUCAUUAUUUAUUUGAACGACAUUUUAUUGAAAUCAAAACUAAGCAAAUAUUUCCUUCUAAAUUCACUCUAUGGAUUUUAUUAUUACCAUUUUUAUUUCCUAUAACAUUUGCAACUAAAACACCAUCACUUUCAAAAACAAAUCAUGACCUUUUUCUAUUAAAUGAUUAUACAUUAAAAUUUUCCUUUAACCUAUCAUUACAAAGACCAUUGUGGCACGCUGGUUGUUGUUUACGAAUUAAUCAAACAAUGUGUAAUACAACUUCUUAUUCAUCAAUAUCAAGUCAUAGUAUUUAUGUAUCGAAUGAUACAUCACGUGGAUCAUAUUUAUUUGAUGGUGGUAGUAAUCCAAUUGAUCGACGUCGAUUAUUUCAUUUGAAUGAGCUUCCAGAUAGUUAUGAUUUUCUUAAUAAUCAAACGUUAUUUUGUCAACGGUACGAUGAAUUUCGUAAUAUAUCAUCACAUGAAUUAGCAAUAGUUACAUAUGUUAUUGUUGUUAUUGGUAUCAUAUUUAAUUCCUGUGUAUUUAUUGUUUUAAUGUGUGGUUCAUUAAGACGUUCAUCAUCAUUUACUUUAUUUCUUGCAUUAACUUGUUUUGAUUUAUUAAGUUUAGCAUCAAGUUUAUUUGCAUUAUUAUUUCGUAAUGUAAUGACAUAUUUAAAAACAUCAGCACCAUUCUGUAAAAUGUUUGGAAUAUUUUUCUUAUAUUUUCGUCAAUGUUCAUCAACAACAUUAUUAAUAAUUGCGAUUGAACGUUGUGUUGUUAUUAAAUAUCCCUUAUGUCGAUACAUGUUUAAUAAAUUUCGUUUACCAUUUUUAGCAUUUAUGAUGCUUAUAUAUAUUGUACCAAUUCCAUUUGAUUUUAUAUUUUAUACAAGUGGUACAUUACAUUGUGAAGCAUUUGAUACAUUACAUGCACAUCGUUAUCAAAUAUUUCGUGGAUUUUUUACUGUAUUUUCAUAUGCAAUGAUACCAUUUUUUGGUAUAUCUAUAAGUAAUUUAAUAAUUAUAAUUGAAUUAAAAAAUUCACGAAAACGUUUUAAAAUUAAAGAUGAAGAUGGUACAACAAAAAAUCUUUCAUCAACUUUAAUGGAUAAACGUGGUACAACAGUUAUGUUAUUUGUUGCAUCGUUUGCAUUUCUUCUUUUACUUGGCCCAUUUUAUCUUCAUUGGUGCAUAACAUAUCUAUUUCGUAAUUAUCCUCAAUGUCAUUUUACACGAAAUCUCUAUGAAAAUAUCCAAGUAUGUAUGGGUGUAUUUCAUCCAUAUUUAACUAUUAUUGAAAAAUGUAUGCGUGAAUCAAAUCAUGCUAUUAAUUUUCUUCUAUAUAUGGCAACAUCAAAACGUUUUCGAUCAGAUUUUAAGACUAUUUGUCGUCGAUUUAUUUAUCGUAUCUGUGGUCCAGCUAUAUUAUUUUUCUAUAGACAUAUAUGUUCCUGUUGCCCAGUUCCAACAUGUCUUGUAACACUUGAACGACGUGUGUCAGAUAUAAAAGAACAAGAUUUAAUAUUAGAUGUGAAUAGAAAAAAUCAUACAGCUUAUAAAACAUCACAUUAUCAUUCUAAUUUUGAACGACGACGUCAACAACAAUUACUUCGUGCAACAUUAUUAAAUAAUACAAAUACGACAGCUAUAAGUAUAACACCAGCUGCAUCAUUUACGGCUUCACCAGUACCAACAGCUAAAACUGUUCGAACGUUAACAUGGAAUGUUCAUGAUCCUUUAUUACGUUGUGUAGAAAAUAAACGUCAAGCUGCACGUUUAUCAAGACAUUUUUCUACAUCAGACCUUAUGUAA